Sphaerulina musiva SO2202 is the source of this 3469-nucleotide messenger RNA. RefSeq names its product Fungal_trans-domain-containing protein. Lineage: Eukaryota; Fungi; Ascomycota; Dothideomycetes; Mycosphaerellales; Mycosphaerellaceae. The coding region runs from base 227 to 3088 and encodes 953 amino acids. The record is from RefSeq and is a predicted model, not a curated record. The transcript has 8 exons. Gene Ontology annotation, biological process: DNA-templated transcription; regulation of DNA-templated transcription. Gene Ontology annotation, molecular function: DNA-binding transcription factor activity, RNA polymerase II-specific; DNA binding; zinc ion binding.
CAACACGCAAACCAUCCUUCACCUCCCUUGCGAGUUGCGACCAUCUCUCUGCCUAGUAGAGCCGCCGCUGCUUGAAGCACCAGGCCAUGGGCAGCAGAACAACGCGCCCGUAAGAAGCGGACCCAGACCCGGAUCACCACCACGACCACCGUCACCGGCACUGGCGCUGGCACUGCCACUGGAACUGGAACUGGAACUGGAACUGCCACCGCUCCCAAGCCCCGCCAUGGCCGAACAGCAGCAGCGUCCUCUUGCCGCCGCGACCUCACUUCCCGAUCCGAUCAAGCAAUCGCCGUCGAGCAGCUCUGGCGCACCUCCAACGUCUUCGAGCGCGCCCAAAGACCAGAUUCCCGGUCAUCCUUCCUUUCGACGGCAACGUGCAUCCCGGGCCUGCGAAACAUGUCAUGCACGAAAGGUUCGAUGCGACGCCGCCAGCCUCGGUGUGCCAUGUACGAACUGCGUAGCAUUCUCGAUCGAAUGCAAGAUCCCCACCCCGAAGCGGAAGAAAACAGCAGGAAAGAAAGACAAUGAAAGUGCACGCGCAGAAUCUGUCAAAGAUGACCGCUCACCUGGAGUUCAGAGCGGUGGGACUCCGACAUUUCCUACACGGGGCGAGGCAGUCCUUUCGCGCGACAUGGAACCCGACAAGAUUGGCGUGAACACUAAUGCUGGCAUGCCUGAAGUGGAGGGUUCGGAAGCCUACUAUACUAGCCAGCAGACCAACAACGGCACCUACGCCCAGUUCAUGAAGCCCAAGUUCGCGCGGGCACCCAUCAAGGAGGCUGGGCGCGUGGCGUAUUUGGGCGAGUCUUCCAACCUCUCUCUGCUCGUGCAAGAUCGCCAUGGGACGACAGACGUGGUCCAUUAUCCUCUGCCGGAAAAUGUGCGCGGCACACGUGCCAGAAUCAACGAGCUUGACAACGUCGAAAUUGACAUCCUGCACCAGCGAGGCGCUUUUCUCCUGCCGCCACGACAGCUAUGCGAUGAACUCGUCGACGCCUUCUUCACGUGGAUUGCUCCUGUGGUGCCGGUCAUCAACAGGAGUAAAUUCAUGCGACGCUAUCGAGAUUCGAAGAACCCGCCAUCGCUACUUCUUUUGCAGUCUAUUUUGCUUGCCGGAUCACGAGUUUGCAAUAACCCACAGCUCAUGGACGCGAAUGGCUCGACGACUCCUGCGGCAAUGACAUUCUACAAGCGCGCAAAAGCGCUGUACGAUGCCAACUACGAGGACGACAGAGUCACCAUUGUCCAGGCACUCAUUCUUAUGGGGUGGUACUGGGAGGGUCCUGAGGGUAAGAACAAGGCUCCAUUGGAUCUAUCUACGCACGCUCGGUCUGAUAUCGCUGCAGACGUCACGAAGAAUGUAUUCUACUGGAGCCGAGUGGCCGUCAUUGUCGCCCAGGGUUCUGGCAUGCACCGAAGUGUGGAACAAUCACAGCUGAGCAAGACCGACAAGCGCCUCUGGAAGCGAAUCUGGUGGACUCUGUUCACUCGCGACAGAUCCGUCGCUGUCGCUCUAGGGCGUCCAGUGUGCAUCAACAUUGAAGACUCCGACGUGGAGAUGGUCUCACCUGAUGACUUCGUCGAUGACGAACCAGAUCGACCAGCAGAAUACCCACCAGAUCCGAUUCAUGUACACUUCUUCCUGAACUACGUCAAACUCUGUGAGAUCAUGGGUCUGGUGCUUUCUCAACAGUACUCUGUUGCGUCCAAGUUGCGUCGAAACAACGCACUCGAUUUGACCCAUAGCGAUAUGGCUCUUGCGGACUGGCUGCAGAACUGUCCCUCGGAGGUGAGAUGGGAGCCUCAGCGGCAUCAUUUCUGGUCCGCGUUAUUACAUGCAAACUACUAUACAACGUUAUGUCUCCUGCACAGGGCUCACAUGCCACCAGCUGGCGCACCAGAAGCCCGGCCUAUGAAUGGCUAUCCAGAAGAGACUGCAUAUCCAUCUCGAUCGAUUGCAUAUCAAGCAGCGGCCAUGAUCACCUCCAUCAUCGAAGCGCUGCAGUCGCAUGAGCAGCUCCGAUAUGCGCCAGCAUUCAUUGUUUACAGCCUGUUCUCUGCAUUGAUCAUGCAUGUCUAUCAAAUGCGAUCGUCCAACCAGUCAAUUGUAUCGGCUACACAGCAGCGCCUGACUGUUUGCAUGAACGCGCUCAAGGAUGUCUCCAAGACUUGGCUAGUCGCUAAGAUGGUCCACACAUUAUUUGAGUCGAUUCUUGGCAACAAGGUUCUCGAGGACAGGCUACAGAAGGCCGCAGGUCGUCGACAUGCCAAGAGCAAACACAACGGCGCAAGUAGCAGAGCGAGCAAGAGCACACCAGCCGGGGAGGUUGAGGCACAGAAGCGAAAGUUCGACGAGAUGGAGCUAGGCUACACAAACGGCCCACCUGCACCACAAAUGUCGUACGAAAGGUCUCGUCCUCAGUCACCAGCCAUCACACCUUCGCGAGAGGUACCUCCUGCUGGCCAAGGCACGCAACCACAGCUUCAGAUGCCUCAAAUGACUGCGACAAGUCCCACGUUACGGCACGGCACUGACACAUUCAUGGGCGCUUCAAGAAAUAACACCAGGCCGACGACCCCUUCGUUUAACACUUUGCCUUGGUCACGGUUGGGGUCGCCCGACGUUUUUCUGCAUACCCGGAACUCCCCAAAAAUUUCUGAAGAUCUCUGGCAGAACUACCAGCCCGAACAACUCUUCCCACCCGAGACGAAUGGCCUCUUCCCGAUCACGAGUAAUAGUCCAAGCCAGAUGGUGGACCCCGCGCUCCGUACUCAAUCUCAUUCGAACUCACAAUUCCCACCACAGCAUCAAUUGGGAACGCCUCAGAUACAGCAAGGCCAGCAGAUGCCAAUCGGCGAUGGACAUGCUGCUCCAGGAAUGCAGUACCAGCAAGACCCGGCUGCGUGGGCGCAGCUCAAUACCAUGGGCGAUCAGACGCGCCCGGACGAUGCGUGGAGCGAUCGAAGUAGUACUGGUGGGCCUGUAGUGCCUACCACUCUCAAUGUCGGCGACUGGUUUGAAUUCUUCGGGAUCCCGAACGGCAGUGAUAUCAACGGACUAAAUGGUGCUGCUGGAUAUGGAUGAAUCCAGUCCCCCAAGCUCAGCAGGCAUCAUACUUGCCUGUAGUAUUCCUAUGGAUUUCACAAAGAAUGGAGUGGCGUUCUGAGCGUAUAAGUCAGCUGUCGAGAGAUGGACCGAGUGUUUUACUUUGACUACACCUCGCUCCACAUGGACUGUCGUCCAGUCGACGCAGCAGGCAUCUGAGCGCAACGGCGACACUAGGUAUAUGUGCUGUCAGGUCGCCGCAGACAAUUAGCUAGGCUACCAGCGAGAGCGCUAGAUAUCGCUGUUGCAAGAAAGCAUGCGCUCCGAAGCGUAUUUCUAUCGAACAAUUUUUUCAUUUUGAUUUUCAUUUUGGACUUAUACCAAUGGGAUUGGAUUGUCAUCAUCAUGAAUAGACUAGGC